UUGGAAUCUUUAUCUCGAACGGUCGAAUCUACGCUUAUCAUCUAUGAACCAGCAAUUCGGAAACUUUGAUUCCUCCCCGUAUCUGCAACUUAAAAUGUCAACGCACCUGUGUCGAUAUAUCUAGGGUCAUACGGGAUGAUAGGACCUGUUCCUGUGGAGCAUCGCAAAGAUUGGCAUGAUUUAGGGAUUCACAGUUGCUUCCCAAAUGCAAACAUCAAACAUUUACACGUUUUUUCUUGUGUUAUCCCGGCUGCGUCGUAUUCCGCAUGUCAUUUGUACGACUUCUUAUCGUCAUAUCUCACAAUCCCCGGUAUGUUCUACCGAUUUAAGGAAGCGCGAUCUCAUCUCCAGUUGUUCUGCCAUUCAAAUGAUUUUCUCUUUUCCGUGUUUCUACCACUGAAGGCAUGGUCGGCUCCCUAAUUAGAAUUGCAGACAGAAAUACUGGCGCCUCGAGUUCUUCUGCCAAAGCCAAGAACGACCAUAAAUGUGCAGUUCAGAAAUAACUCUGGGAUCUGCUGCUCAUGGGGCGACAUCGGUCUCGGCAC
This is a messenger RNA of Guyanagaster necrorhizus, 545 nucleotides long. RefSeq lists its product as uncharacterized. Lineage: Eukaryota; Fungi; Basidiomycota; Agaricomycetes; Agaricales; Physalacriaceae. The transcript is spliced from 3 exons. Bases 136 to 420 code for a protein of 94 amino acids. The record is from RefSeq and is a predicted model, not a curated record.